AUGGCCGCCGGCGCGGUCGCGGUCGACCACGGCUGCCGCGGCCCGCUGACGACGUCCGCCGCGGCCUGCGCCGCCGGCGCCAUGUCCAUCGGCGAGGCCUACCGCUUGAUCGAGGCGGGCCGCGCGGACGUGGUGCUCUGCGGCGGCGCGGAGUCGACCGUCGACGAGGCGGCCGUCGCGGGCUUCGCGCGGCUCCGCGCGCUCAGUAGCUACGCGGGCGACCCGGCCAAAGCGUCGCGGCCCUUCGACGAAGCCCGCGCGGGCUUCGUGCUCGCCGAGGGCGCCGCCGUGCUCGUGCUCGAGGACCUCGAGACCGCGGCGGCGCGCGGCGCGCGCGCCUACGCGGAGGUCCGGGGCUUCGGGCUCUCGGCGGACGCGCACCACGCGACGGCGCCGCGGCCCGACGGCUCCGGCGCGCUCGCCGCCAUGGUCGAGGCCCUGCGGGGGUCGAACCUCGCCUUCGACGACGUCGGCUACGUCAACGCGCACGCGGCGUCGACGCCGCUCGGCGACGCCGCCGAGGCCGCCGCGAUCGCCGCGGCGUUCGCCGGCCGCGAACACGACCCCGUCCUCGUCUCCUCGACCAAGGGCGCCACGGGCCACCUCCUCGGCGCCGCGGGCGCCCUCGAGGCGGCCAUCACGGCCCUCGCGCUCCGCGACGGCGUCGCCCCGAGGACCGCGAACCUCGAGAACCCGCUGCCCGUCGGCGGCGCGCUGCGGCUGCUGCGGGACAACGAGCCCGCGGCCCUCGCCUGCGCCCUCUCGAACAGCUUCGGCUUCGGCGGCACGAACGCGUCCCUCCUCCUCGCGCGGCCGCCGGCGGACCUCGUCGACGCGCGCGGCGCCGAGGCGGUCCUGCACGUGGACCGGAACCAGUACUACGGCGCCGACAGCGCGUCGCUGAACCUGUCGAACUUGUUCGCCAAGUUCAACGGCGGCAAGCAGCCCGAGGACCGCUUCUUCGAGAUCCUCGGCCAGAACCGGGACUACAACAUCGACCUCAUCCCCAAGUGCAUCAUGGCCUGCGGCAAGCUCGUCAAGAUCCUGCUCCACACCAAGGUCACGCGCUACUUGGAGUUCAAGAGCCUCGACGCGUCCUACGUCUACCGCAGCGGCAAGGUCUACAAGGUGCCGGCGACGGGCGGCGAGGCGCUGAGCUCGUCGCUGCUGGGCCUCUUCGAGAAGCGGCGCUUCCGCCAGUUCCUCGUCUACCUCCAGGGCUACGACAAGGACAAGCCGGAGACGCACAAGGGCAAGGACCUCACGGUCAUGACCAUGCAGCAGCUCUACGACUACUUCAGCCUCGAGAAGCUCACGCAGGAGUUCGUGGGCCACGCGAUGGCGCUCCAGACCGACGACUCCUACCUGUCCAAGCCCGCGCUGCCGACGGUCAUGGCGAUCCACCUCUACGUCUACUCGCUCGACCGCUACGGCACGUCGCCCUACAUCUACCCCAUGUACGGCCUCGGCGGCCUGCCCGAGGGCUUCUCGCGGCUCUGCGCCAUCCACGGCGGCACGUUCAUGCUCAACCGGUCCGUCGACGAGGUGCUCUUCGGCGCCGACGGCAAGGCCUGGGGCAUCAAGGGCGGCAACGAGGUCGCCAAGGCGCCCCUGAUCCUCGGCGACCCGUCCUACUUUGCGAAGCACGGCAAGUGCGCGUGUACGGGCAAGGUCGCGCGGUCCAUCUGCUUCCUCAACCACCCGAUCCCGAACACGAACAACGCGGAGUCGCUCCAGAUCAUCAUCCCGGCCGCGCAGCUCAAGCGCAAGAACGACAUCUACAUCGUCCUCGUGUCCAACUCGCACCAGGUCGCCGCGCCGGGCAAGUACGUCGCCAUCUGCUCGACGACGGCCGAGACGGCGGACCCCAUCAAGGAGCUCCAGCCCGCGCUCGCGCUCCUCGGGCCCAUCAUGACCAAGUUCGACGACUGCGUCGAGCUCUACGAGCCCACGGCCGACGGCACCGCCGACAACUGCUUCAUCUCCAAGUCCUUCGACGCGACGUCCCACUUCGAGAGCUCGUCCGCGGACGUCCUCUCCCUCUACAAGCGCAUCACGGGCGCGGACCUCGACCUCAACAUCAACGCGGACAGCACGAAGGGCGACUACUGAGCCGGCGUAUUUUCGGCGGCGCGCCGUCCGCUCGCGCGCCGCGCGGCGCGCUCCCCCCGUUGUCCCCCGUAAAGACGGCGCUGCAACAU
Molecule: messenger RNA, 2201 nt
Organism: Aureococcus anophagefferens
Lineage: Eukaryota; Pelagophyceae; Pelagomonadales; Pelagomonadaceae
Exons: 2
Coding region: 1-2112 (703 amino acids)
Biological process (GO): small GTPase-mediated signal transduction; vesicle-mediated transport; protein transport
Cellular component (GO): cytoplasm
Molecular function (GO): Rab GDP-dissociation inhibitor activity; acyltransferase activity
Source: RefSeq, a predicted model, not a curated record